Messenger RNA from Neodiprion virginianus, 8303 nucleotides. Its product is annotated as junctophilin-1. The transcript is spliced from 12 exons. Bases 2360 to 5515 code for a protein of 1051 amino acids. The record is from RefSeq and is a predicted model, not a curated record. Gene Ontology annotation, cellular component: junctional membrane complex; plasma membrane; endoplasmic reticulum membrane. NCBI's taxonomy places the organism in Eukaryota, Metazoa, Arthropoda, Insecta, Hymenoptera, Diprionidae.
AAAUCAGUACCUACUAAGCUUUAUUCAUAGUUCACAUUAGAGUACGGUUUAAAAAGAUGCCAGGGGAUUCUUUUGAAAGUCAUGGGAGGUUCAGAUCAGGAGUUGGGUUUAUUUCAGAUGUUCGGAAAAGGAUGUUGAACGGUUUAAGUAAACACCGCGCCUUUCUGUUUUACCGAAAAAUCCAGCAAAUCGUAUUUCAUAUUUUUCACCUGAGUAUGUACUGAGAGAUCUUAAACAUUUUGGAGACUAUAGAGUUUAUGAUCCCGUUUGGCGGUUGUGCUGGGAUGAGCUCAAAGAAUUGACGGUAUUGCAGCUUACUCUUCAAUUGAAUGUAAUGCUUUCGCAUUCUGUGGUAGAUUUUCUAAAGUCUUCUGAAUGCCAAUCCAAGCUUGACCGUAAAUCCCCUAUUUUUCCACAGUUUGAACAAAUUUUAUUGCCGAGGGGGAUGAAGGAGUCUAAAAUACGAUUUGUCGCGUCUAUCGGUAAAACAGAAAGGAGGUAGUACUUGGAUUCGCAGUUCUCCUCCGAAAUUCCGUUCGCCGCAUGCGGUCCUCGUGGCUAGUAAACGGUAACCUGAAUGGCGGUGCUCGGGGGUUAGUCGAGCAGGCAUCGCGACGCUACAGUGACGCCGCCCGGCGCGUCGCGAAUAAUUAUUGCGAGACCAAACGAAGAGUCGCGGCACGGCUCGCUGCAUGACACACUCGGGCUCAGCUAUCGGCAUCUGAUAUUAUUCCGCGGUCCCGCGUUGUUCCACAUUACAUCUCUUCGUCAGCUCGCUGCGACCCAUUUCUUCCUCCCCUUGGUCUGUCUGUCCGAUACAAAUAAUCACCAAAAAAAAAAAAAAAACCCCUGCGAAUAAGAAACUAAAAGCGAACAGCUUUUUCGCAAAGUGCAUUUGAACCUGGAUCGGGGCGAGCGAAAAAAAUCGGUUCCAGUGGUCGCGGUGGUAUUUGAAAAACAAAAGUGCACGUACAUGAGUGUUCAAAUUCUUUGUAAGAAAAAUUGAAAAAAAAAGAAAAAAGCUCUUGUAUACGCAUUGAGGAAUAUCGGUGAAGUUUUGCGGUAUACAGGAGAUGGGACACCGAAGAGAGGCCACAUUCCGAGCAGAUCACGGAUGCUUAUAGAAGCGUUGCGUAACAAACCGAACGACUUGAACCGAGCGUGGUGGUGGUGCUGCUGCUACCGCUGCUGCUGCUGCAGUGGCUGAGAAUACAGACGAGACGGAUAGUGGAUCGCGAGGGAUUACGAGCGUUGGAAACGUGCGGUGCGCACCAAGUUCGAGCAGUUUUACCGGCCUCGGAUGAGAGUCGCAGAGUGCCGAUUUUUCAAUCAGGUCGAAACCGGGUAUCGGGAUAUACGGUCUAGGCAGUCGGGGAUGGUGAACGUGCGUUUCAUUUUCCUGUCAAGCUCAUAAAAAAAUCUGUAAACUUUUACCAACGCCUGAAAGCAACACUUGCAAAGAACAAUGAAUUCGUUUUUUACUUAAAAAUCGGAGGGAAGUGACCGGAAAAAUUGCGUUCUAUCGGUGGUUUUGCCUCAUUUUCGGCCCUUCUUUAGUUACACUGUUCACUUGAUAGAUUUAUAUUAUUGUCAAUAAAAUAGUCGUAUUUGUUACCGGUGUUUUUGUUCUGCUUGAUCACAUUAUUUGCAAAAAAUCGGUCCGAAAUCGGUUUGAAAUUCCACAUGCUUACAGAUAACUUCGCAUUCUAAAACGAACAGAAUUUUAUAAAGUUAGCUGAAUCACAAUAAAUAAUUGUAUUGCCAAGUUGUAAAAUUGGUACGCUGAAAUCGGUUAGUAAGAUGAUUUAUGAUGGAUUACGAAAAUAGGGUUAAAAAGAGUUGUUUGCAAGCUUGAUAAUGUUGGAGUUUAUUCGAUGAUGUAUUCGGUCUAAGAUUGUAAAACGCGAAACGAUCGGUAACUUAAUAUCGUGAAAUAAAUUGGCAAUAUCGCCGAAAACUCGAGUUUGUAACAAUUUUAUCGGUAUAACUGGGUGGCAGUAAAUCGGUACGGAAACAAAUUACACUGAUAGAAUAAAGCGGAAAUAUAUAUCUGCGUUUCUCGUUGAACCGGUAAACCAAAAAUUAAAGUAAAACGGAGCAAUAAAUGUUGAGGAAUUCCUGUUCCUUUUCUCCCCGAAAUCCCGAUCUCCCAGUGAACGUGACAGAGACAAUCGUGCGAGAGUGAAAUCAACGAUCGGUUUUCCAGAAUACCGUCGUCGGUCUUAACGAGGCCGAAAAAUCGGGGGAGGGAUGGACGUCCUCGUGUCAGUCCGACUGUUCUGACGACUAAGGAAGUCCCAUCCGUCACUGACCGGCCCCCGGGCCGUAGAAAAGAGACUCGGGGCCUUAGGCGAGGGUAAUGCAGCAGCCCCAGGGGGCGACGGCGAGCGGGGCGCCUAACGGCGUCGCCGGUGGGGCCCAGAUUCCGCCUGCGGGAGGCCUGAGUCCGGUCCAGCCGGGGACUACCGCCUCUAACUCGACCGGCCAGAAUCGGGCCCAGGUAAACGGAGGGCGAUUCGACUUCGACGAUGGCGGGACUUACUGCGGUGGAUGGGAGGACGGUAAGGCCCACGGCCACGGCGUUUGCACUGGGCCCAAAGGACAGGGUGCAUACUCGGGGAGCUGGCAUUACGGGUUUGAAGUUUCGGGCGUUUAUACAUGGCCCAGCGGCUCGGCGUACGAGGGACAAUGGCAAAACGGAAAACGCCAUGGUCUAGGGAUGGAGACACGUGGCCGGUGGUUAUACAGAGGUGAAUGGACUCAAGGGUUUAAAGGACGGUACGGUGUUCGCCAGUCCACCACAUCCACCGCAAGGUACGAGGGUACCUGGGCCAGCGGACUUCACGACGGUUACGGAUCCGAAACGUACGCGGACAGCGGAACUUAUCAGGGCCAAUGGCUCCGAGGAAUGCGACACGGUUACGGAGUGAGGGCGAGCGCCCCGUUCGGCCUCGCUUCGCACUACAAGCCGCCGAAGCAGGUGAGGGCGUCCCUGACGUCCCUAAGAAGCGCCGACGGGGGACCAGCGCCCCCAGCUCCGACCCCUGAACCAACGGACCGACGAGAUCGACGGGUUGAUGACAGCCGAGGGGGAUUUGUCCUGAAGGCGAGGAGCGACGAUCCUCCAGCGCGACGGAAAAGUCUGACAGAGAAAUCAGGCCUGAAGAAGGGAUUACUCUCGGGUUUGAAAAUCCGCAAGCAACGGAGCACCGGUGACCUUGAAAAACGUGGCACGGGCGGAAGCAUACGAAGCAAUGCGAGUUCUGCGUCAUGGAUGUCGACCGAGAGCUCGCAGAGCCAAGCGUCGGCCUCCGUCCACACGGAUAGCAAUGCCUCUUUCGUCAUUGAGGACGAGCAGAUGGAUGCAUCGGUGACCGAGACGUACCUUGGAGAGUGGAAAAACGACAGAAGAACAGGAUUUGGAAUAUCGGAACGAAGCGACGGCCUCCGAUACGAAGGGGAGUGGUUCAACAAUCGAAAAUACGGCUACGGAGUAACGACGUUUCGCGACGGAAGCAAGGAGGAGGGAAAAUACAAGAACAACGUGUUGAUAACGAGUCAGAAGAAGAAACACCUCUUCCUGAUCCGCUCAGCAAAGUUCAGAGAGCGAAUAGAGGCGGCAGUGAACGCCGCCCAACGGGCGAGCAAGAUCGCUCUGCAAAAGGCGGACAUCGCGAUAUCGCGGACGGCAACCGCUAGAGGGAAGGCCGAGCUCGCUGACAUAGCGGCGGAACAUGCGCGCGAGGAUUCGGACAUCGCGCAGCACACCGCGCGCCAGUUUGCACCUGACUUCAGGCAGCCGGGACUGGAGCGCCUGCGCAAUCGCGAGAUCCCAAAGUACGUCCCGCCACCACAGGACGCAGCGCCGGCCAAGAGCAUCCUACUUAAGAGCAGCGGGGCUCAGGAUCAGGCCCAAAUUCAGGGCCCUUCCUCGCCGGGAGAGACGACCGCGAGUCCCUCAGCGCCUAGUCAAUCCUUGACUCAGUCGAUAACGCAGUCCAUGCGACGGGCUAGCAUGCGGCCGGCGCAGAGCCUGAGCCAGAACCAAAACCCGGUUGGUAGCACUCAGAACCAACAGAACCAGAACCAGUACACGGCCCAGAGUCAGAACCAGUACACGAACCCGCCCUCCAACAAUCCGUACAAUCAAACGCAGCCGAAUAUUAACCAGAUGCAAAAUCAGUUUCAACAGCAAUACGUAGCGCAGAAUUCUUAUGGUCUGGGAGGGCAGAGCCAGUUCGGAGCGCAGAACAACGGCGGUACUCCCACACAGUUCGGACAGAGCCAGGCGCAGAAUCAGGAGCAGACCGAACAGUACCAGGCUUACCAGACCGCACAGGGGUACCAAAACCAGUACCAGAAUCAGCAGGGGUAUCCGAACCAGCAGAUGCUAAUAUCGCCUUUUACUACCUCCAUCGGCCCGAUGACGCAGCUACCCCAGAUGAAUCAGUUUUACGGAGAACAACUGUACCGCAAUGCGGUGCCCAACCAGUACGCACCAACACCGCUAAACAACCAAGUGAAUCAAACUAAUCAGAUGAGCCAAAUGAAUCAAAUGCAGAACCAAAUCAAUAGCCAAGCCCAAAAUCAGUACAUGCCAAACUACGUUCAGCAGCCGCAGCAACAGCAACAGCAGCAACAGCCACAACAACAACAGUACCAAAACGACCCGACUGGUGUUCUUCAAGAUCAGCAAAGGGGCAUCAACACUGGUGCCAGCAUACGAAGGAACAGCCGGAUACUCAGCCCUCAGGACAGACCUCCGGGACCUCCUAUGGCCCAGGCAUUUAGCGACAGACUGGAUCACUACAAACGACCUCCCAGCCGAGAUAGUUCGGUUGAUCGGUACGCCAGGGCUCACUCGAGGCUUACCGGUUCUAGACAACCGUCAAUCGACAAGGGACAAGUUCCACAGUCCCAGGAAUCGAUCGACAGAUCGGCAAGAGGCGCGAGCACGUUCAGAUCGGCAACACCGUUGAACGGAUCGGCGAUCGGUAGCGGCGCUGCUACUCCUGUGUACACGGUACCGACGUCGAGUCAGUUCGAGGGUGCGCUACUCCGUAAUCGUGGACUUGGCCAGGACAUCCUGCCGAGUCCAGGACAACCGAAACGUACCGAGAGCCUCUACGUCAGUCCGGCUCGAGGGGGUUCGAUUUCUGCGAUCGGCGGAGGCGGCGCUGGGGGCGGCGGCGGCGGCGGCGGAGGUGGAGGACCGAAGGCGAUGCCGGUAACCGCAAUGCCUCUGCAACGUAAGAAAUCACUGCCCGACGUUGCCCAGCCAAUUCAACUCACCGCAAGCUCGCCUCUGUCACGGGAAGAAGUGAGCGUCCUCAGCAGCGCGCGUCGCGAAGAAAUCAGGAGACAGAUUGACGAGGGCGAGAGGCUCAGGGCCAACCCCUUACUUUACCUCGUCAGCCCCCAGGUCAAAGAUUGGUUCUCUCGUCAGCAGUUGGUGAUGCUGGUACUUUUCAUCAAUAUAUCCCUUGCCCUGAUGUUCUUCAAAUUGUUGACGUAGCAGGCAGCUGGGAAGUUCUUUACCGGGAAAAACGAAAGAAUAACGAAAAAAAAACCAAAGAAGCACUCGACAUCAUCAACGUCAUUGUAAUCAUAAUCAUCAUCGUGAUAAUUAUCACCCACAUUCAUACGAUAAUAUUAAUAUCUAUAAUAAUACAAUAAUAAUAAUAAUAAUUAUGAAGUGCUACCGUACGAGAAGAAUUGUAGAAAAAAAAAACAUCGGCUGUGAGGAUUUCGACAUCGCAAAAAUGAUGAGAAAAAUAUGACACGAUCGCGGCGAGAAUCGAAAAACAGGAAUAAGAGUUUAUUGAUGAAACGCGACAAUGCAAUUUUCAAAUUCCGAACAAAAAAGUGAGCGGGAGCUGCAAAUAAGGGAUCGAUCGAAAAGCGAGGCGUGCGAAUCGAGUUGCAAUGCCUGCGAUUGCGCAUCCGUUCAAACGAUUAUAAUACCGGUUAUGUUAUUAUACGGUAAACUAUGUGUACCUUAUAAUUCAUUGUUACAUAUUGUACUAUCGAGGAAGAGGAGGAAAAUUAUGCGGACGUAGAAUCGCGUUUGAUUUUCUUGUAGAGUGGAAUAAAAAGAUGAAAUACACGAUUCACAUAAAUAAAUAUGCGUAAUAUGUAUAUUAGGGUGUCCCAGGAAGAAUAAAAAAAUUCAAUUUUUCAUGCUCCUACCCCUCAAAACUUUAGUUUUAAUAGAAAAAACACAUCCUCGCACUGGCCGAGCUCUGUAGCUCAAUGGGAACCUGCCGCUAAUUGAACAUUUCUAAUUAUACAAGUUAUAAUAACGUCUAUGACGAACUUCGUGAAAGAAUUAAAAUUGGAGACUAUGAGGAUUAUAUUUCAAGUUAAAAAGAAAUUUUCUUCUUGCACAUUUCCAGUGUUUUAUGAAAAAAAUAUAAACAAAUUCGAGUUGAAAUUUGUUUCUCGACACCAUCGUGUUCUACAUAACAAUUCAGAUCAAUUCUAUUCAUGAUAAUAAUUUAGUCACUCGAAUAAUUUGUCAAUCUUGUCUUUUUUAUGAAUAAUUAGAACUGUGCUAUAAGAAAGUCUGUUUAUUAGUUGAAAAUUUUGUUUUUAACUUGAAAUACAAUUCUCAUAAUCUCGAAAGUUUUUUUUUUACCCACAAAGUUCCUCGUAGACAUUAAUCAGAUUCUAUAAUUAGAAAUGUCCAAUUAGCGUCAGCUUCCCAUUGCACUAUAUAAAGCUCGACCCGUGCGAGAAUAUUUUUUAUUAUCAAAACAAUAGAUUCAAGGGGUAGGAGCAUGAAAAAUCAAAGUUAUUUUUUAUUUUUUGGGAUAUCCCAAUAUAUAUACGCAUAUAAUACAUGUGUAUAUUAUAAAUUGUUAUGUUGAAGAAAAAAAGAAAGAUAUUAAUAAAUAUUAUUGAUAGAAAAUUCGAUAAUGUAAUAAAUGCUAUAUAUAUAUUUAUAUAUAAAUAUAUCUUGCGUUUUCGUGGAUACGCGCUAGGACACCCCUAAUUAUAGGCAAUUCAGGGUGCGAAUCCACUCCGAGCAGCUCCGAGUUUCGAAUUAGCCGCCUGCUAGCAAAUGAACAGCGGAGUUGCUCAAAAUGAACCUGGAGCGCAUCCACGCAAAUACACGGUAUUUAUGUAUAUGUGAACAGACUGUACUAUAUAAUAUUACGGUGUACGUAAUGUAUGCAUACUAACUUCGGUAUGUGUAUACAUACAAAAUAAAAAAAACCAGGAGAAAAAAAAAGAAAACGAAAACUAACGCGGAAGAAAAAACGAUACGAGAUGUGAAAACGAUGGUUUUUAUCAUUAAUAAUUAUGCAUACGCAAUAUUAUUAAAUUUCGUGAAAUUGAGAAACAAAUAAAUGUUAGGAAACAUCACGGGAUAUACCCGUAUAUAGAAUCGCACAUAAUAUAAAGUAAUAUAUUAAAUUAUAUGCAUAUCUCGUGAUUCGUUUCCUCGUAUUUGUUUUUUUUUUUUUUUCAGUUUGACCAAAUUUCACAAUAUUAUGUCGGCUGUAAUAUAAAAUGAAGAAUUAUACAUAAAGAAGAAGGAAAAUGAAAUGAAGCAGAGAUAAAUAUAAAAUUGAAUCUACUAACGUCGUCAUAUGAUAUAAGAAUUAUAUUAAUGAAAACCGAUCGACCAAUGAAAAUUCUAAAUAAAUUUUUCUUUAAAUUGUGCUACAAGAAAAAUAUCUGAGAAAAAUUCCGUGUAAAUGCCUGUUACAUUGACGUCUUAUAUAUAUGCAUAUACAUUACUGAUGUUUAUUUAUUUUUAUUACCACUUUCUUCCGUCUUGUCGUGAUAAUAUGUUGAUGACGUUUCAAAAAUGAACGUACAGAAAACGAAAUUUGAAAUGAAAAACUAGGCAGAAAGAGAAUCAACGAGUAAAAAACAAGCAAAUUAUAUGGUCCACCUGCACAGCAUUAAUUUAUUUAUUCGUUUUUGGUUUUUGUUUUGAUGGUAUUUUCUUUAACGAAGACGAGAAGAGAAAGAAAGCUAGAUCGAGUAAAUAAGCCAAAGAAAAAAUGUGAGAAUGAGAGAUUGAGAGAGAUUGCAAGAGUAAUAACUUAUAUUCGUUGUCUAUCCGAGUACUUGUAUAUUAUGUAUAUGUAUUACAAUAUUUUUACACUAUAUACAUAUGUAUAGCUGCAUACAUGAAUGUACUAUUUUUUAAUACUAAAAGACUUAGUAUCGAAUUGCCUAAGACCCCAACGCCUAGGUUUGGGUUGAAGAAAAAAAAUAUUAAAGAAUACAAGAAGUCGAGGAAGCAAAAAAAAAAAAAAAGCAAGAAAAAACAAAGAGAAAUAAACAAA